AUGGCAGAACCUCGUGCAAGUAGAUUAGAAGGCAUCUGUGUCGUCAAUGUUGGCCAUUAUCGUUCUGGCAGUACUACCCUGGCGGGGGCUGCCACACUUCUUGGUUUGAACGUCUACCGAAAGUUCCCUGACCUAACGCAAGAGCAGUACCAGGAUAUCCUCCACGACCCAGAGAAGGCGGUGACCAAGUAUUUUUCAACCCCUGAUGCCAUGGAUUUUCUCCUUGGUAUUAUCAAAGAACAUGAUCUGGUUUGUGACGGGUGGUUUGCCUUGCUAGCACAUGCACCGCAUUGGCUCCUCAAGUUAGAAAAAGAAGCGAAUCAAAAUGGAAUCCAUCUCAAGUUUGUGGCAUCGGUGCGAGAUCCCAGUGCAACUAUCCAAUCAGAGUUACAGCAUUGGGUCCGUCAUGGUCUCGAAGCCAAAGCUGGCCUCAGUCAUGAAGACCGUGAAAAGCUCCCGCUGAGUCUCAAGAUCAGAACUGACAAGCAUCUUGAGAGCAUUCAGAAGCUAAAGGAGCAGGGAAAGGUAACUAUUCUUCCGCUGGAGGAAGCAGACUCUAUCUGGCCCAAAGAGCUAACCAAAGUCAGUAAAUUAUCGGAGGAAAGGUGGGCCGAGGCUUUCAAAACGGUCGGAAAGAAAAAUGCCAACCCGCCUCUUCCAAUCGAAGGAAUUCUGCUAACAAUGCGAAUUGGAAAUACGCCGCAAUCUGAUACUAUGAUCAGAUCUGUGGAACGGUUGCUUGAUGAACUUGAACAGGAUUCACUCUGCAGAUACAUGGUCGUUCUUGCAAUUGACGCAGACGAAGAGUCAAGUGAUGGCACGCAAGAUCUCCUGCAGCGACUCCAUUCUCGCGCGAAUUCCCAUUACCAGAUGCAUUCCUUUCAUUCCAUCAUCAACGAAGACAGGGACAAUACUCAGCUUUUGCCUUUGUGCCGCAUAUGGGAAAAUAUGGCCGUCAAAGCUUGGGAGGAAGGUGCCGAUUGGGUAGUGCUUUUGGGUGACGACAUCCGUAUCCAAUGUUCCUACCACUAUCGGGCAAUUUAUCGCAGCUUUUUGGAGAUAUCGGAACGCUUGAAAGUCCCAUUUGGAUUCGGCAGUCCGUGGUGGAACGACACUACCUUUCCAGGAUUCCCCACUUUUCCUUGCAUUGGGAAAGCCCAUUAUGCCAUAUUUCGAGGGUUAAUACCUCCACAUCGACGAGGCGUAUUUGUCAAUCAAGACUUGGACCCAUAUCUUCAGUGCCUGUACCUCAAGUUCAAAGCAGCGCCCCUCGUAUCGGAAGCCAAACUUUCCAAUGAUACAGGUGGCAAUGUUGGUGCUAGCCAGGCUCGAUAUCAGCGAAUCGAAGCGAUUGGUUGGCGUGACUUUGUUUGGGAAGACAUUGAUCCCAUCCGCCAACAUAUCCAUAGAAUCGAUGGAAGUGCCGACGAAGCAUUGGUCUUGGACGUCAUUGUCCCUUCCUAUCGAGUUCGCUUGGAAUAUCUGGAACCGAUUUGCUCUCUUACAAUUCCAGACUAUCUCUGUGUUCAAUUCAUCAUCAUAGUUGACAAUGUCAAGAAACUGCUCCAGGUGGCUCGUUUAUUAAGUGACACUGACAGGGAGUUGUCAAUCCAUGAAGCGGAGAGGAUUCUGGAGGCUCGCUUGAGUACUGGCAACAACCGAGUUCGAGUCCGAUGCAAUCGAAACAAUGUUGGUGCGUCUGCCAGUCGCAAUCGCGGUCUUGACGAAAGUGCCGCAGAGUUCUUUCUCAAUUUGGACGAUGACUUGAUUCCAAAUUCUGACUUGCUGGAACAUUAUGGGCAGCAGCUGCUACGGUCGGUCUCGGAUCCCACAGUGGUCGGCUUGAUCGGCUUGGUCCAUUUUCCUCGACACCCAGAAUUGCCUUUGAAAUAUGCCGCUGUCUUGAUGAGCUACUUGACUUUUAUGUUUGAGAUUGCAGGCCGAACGGAUAUGUAUGAUCACCCGGCUUGGGGUGUCACCGCCAACAUUUUGUUCCGUCGAACACCGGUUCGAUUUGACGAGGCCUACGCCAAAACUGGUGGCGGAGAAGACGUCGACUUUAGCCUCCGCGUUGCUGGAAAUGAAGGUAAAUUGAUUCCAGUACCACGGGCGCGUGUGGUACAUCCUUUUUGGGAAGGCUCAGUGUGGAACUUGGGGAGCCACUUCUUUAAUUGGGCGAUUGGUGAUGGCGGCUUGCUGAGCCGCUUUCCAAAGUACACAUACUGGUCUUUUCCAAACCUGUCUGAAACGCUAUUCGCCUUCAUUCCAAUGGCCUUGCUAGCAGGGUGUCCAGAAAAGGUUAUCUUUUGGAUCCCAUUAUUUGUGCUGGUGGAUGUGAUUGUGGACUGUUCCAACCGAGAUGAAUACAUGCAUCGUUGUAGCCUCCUAAAGCACGAGCGGCAUCCACUCUUCUACUUUUUGGCUCACAUCUUGGCAAACAUCUAUGUGGUCGUCUUGGAAUGUGGUCGUCUAUGGGGACACUUGAAGCGAUGGAAUCUGACAUGUGUUUGUCAUCGAUUCGAUUGGCAUUGCGGACGGCUGCCAAAUGCCCCCUGCAAUUUCCGCAAACGGGAAAAACUCAAAUUUACUGGGUUUUGUAUUAUGAUGGUUCUCGUUGAGCUUCUCGUGGCCAACAAUUUGUCUUGGAGUUGGAAGGCUUUCGCACUUCGAGGCAGCAAUGAAACCUGCCCAGCAUUCUGA
This is a messenger RNA of Cylindrotheca closterium, 2700 nucleotides long. The record is from the annotation of a GenBank genome assembly. Lineage: Eukaryota; Bacillariophyta; Bacillariophyceae; Bacillariales; Bacillariaceae.